UGACUGUUCCUUCUCUUCCUCUCCCCAAGCUGAUGACCAAGCACCCUGCCAAGCGCCUGGGAUGCGGCCCAGAAGGGGAGCGGGACAUCAAGGAGCACGCGUUCUUCCGCUACAUCGACUGGGACAAGCUGGAGCGGAAGGAGAUCCAGCCUCCCUUCAAGCCAAAGGCUAAGGACAAACGCGACACUUCCAACUUCGACAAAGAGUUCACCCGGCAGCCGGUGGAGCUCACACCCACGGACAAACUCUUCAUCAUGAACUUGGACCAGAACGAGUUUGCUGGAUUCUCCUACACCAACCCUGAGUUUGUCAUUAACGUGUAG
Nestor notabilis (Kea) is the source of this 323-nucleotide messenger RNA. Its product is annotated as protein kinase C beta type-like. The record is from RefSeq and is a predicted model, not a curated record. The transcript has 2 exons. NCBI's taxonomy places the organism in Eukaryota, Metazoa, Chordata, Aves, Psittaciformes, Psittacidae. Gene Ontology annotation, molecular function: ATP binding; protein serine/threonine kinase activity. Gene Ontology annotation, biological process: protein phosphorylation. The annotation marks the transcript as partial.